UGGCAACACGUCUUAUACGGUAAAAAAUAUGGCGGCUUUUACGAGUGGAGGAGAAGACGUGCUGGGACAGUUAUGGACGUUAUAAAGCAUUUCGAAGCGUAAAAAUAGAAAAUGUGGUAUCUUAAAAGCUUAAAGAACAAAAAUAUAAUCCAUUACCUGUUGGUGGAUGAAGUGUAUACCGUGGGGAGGAAAGAUGCUCGCAUAAAGAUCGAAGACGAUCCUUCCAUUAGCAGAACACAUGCAGUUAUCGUUUUACAUCACCCUGAAGCCAAUGUGAACAACAUCAAUAAGCUGCCGAUCGUAACAAUCAGAGACGUCGAUUCAAAAUAUGGCACUUAUCUGAACGAGGAUGCACGACUCGAUACCAAAGAAACCACACUGAAGAUCAGCGACAGGAUCACGUUCGGACAGUGUGGGAAUACUUACGAAGUGUGCCGUAAUCCAAUGACGAUCAGCACAUCCUGCAUCAGUUCCGAAGAGAAGAAAUCGUUAAAGCAGUCGAUCCAGAAAUUGGGGGGUCACUUGGUUUCCGAAUGGCAGACCGACUGCACUCAUCUGGUGAUGAAGGAAAUCAAAGUCACCAUAAAAGCCGUUUGUGCAAUGGUUAGCUUGAAGCCAUUUGUAACUGCGGAAUAUUUUGAAGAUCUAUUGCAAGCCAUUCGAGAAAAAAAGGAUCAUCCGAAUAUCAAAAGCUACGUUCCAAAAUUGGGCGAACCAAUUCUCGUCAAUGAAAAAAUUUCCUUCGAUCCCAAUCCACACAGAGCAAAGCUGUUCGAGAAUAAAACAUUCAUUUGCACGUCGCAGAAACAGUAUAAGAAGAUUUGUCUCGGAAUAACCUUGGCGUCGGGAAGGGUCAAGCUACUGGAUAGUAAAGACGAAGUAAAGGCAAGCCUCCUCCUGCAUCCCAACACCAUUGUCAUGAAGCACCAGUCGGAUUCCUCCACAGUCCCGUCUCCCACACUGCCACGGCAUGUAGAAAUAAUAGAACAGGAACUAAAAAGGCAGAAGAAACGAACCAUUCCCGAAUCCGACAUCGGCCUGGCCGUCGUCUACUGUUCCACGGAGAAGUACUGCAAUCCGUCGUACAACUUGGGAAGUAAUUUGUUUAGCUUGGCCAACCUUCAUUCCCAGACGCUUACUCAGGGAGAUGUUUACGUGCAAGCGACCCAAUCUACUCAAAGCUCUAGCGGAGUCAAAACCAGGUCUGGAUCGUUUGUCGAAGAAAGCCUGGAGAGGACCCAGCUGAGUUCCAUACAAAAAUCUCCGCGCAGAACACCUGUUUCGAGAAAAAGAAUCCUAGAGACAGAAAUUAAACAGGAUCCGUCGCCCAAGCAUAUGAAACUGCAGGAAGCGGACAAACCCAAUCUAACUGAGACGAUUGCCUCUGUAUCGACGGUUCCGAUCUCUUCGGAAACCGAACAAACCACAGACGUAAAAGCAGAAGAUUCUCCCAUUCAUUCUCCUGUUAAUUCACCUCCUCAUUUAUAUACAGAUUACAAUGAGGACAAGUCCAUGGAAAAUACUCAAGUGUGGGCGGACGUUACAGAAGAGGACGUCAUGGAUGGUUUUAUUUCAAAACCCAAUAAAAACGUCACCACUACAAUGCCGAAAAGUUCGAACUCGCACGAGGAACUGCCUUCUCGGUUAGUGAAUGUGGAGUACGCCGCACUAUGUCCUUUGAGAAAUGAUCGUCGAACCAACAUUAAUGUCAGAGAUGAGACAGAACCGAAUGGGACAGUACGAAAUUUCAAGAAGUUUCGAAAGAUAUAUUCGGCAGUCAGUGCGUUGCCCCGUAUCAUAGGAGGAAGAGAUCUGGUGGCGUAUGAUAAAAAUUCUUCCAGGGCAUUAGACGAAUGGUUGAGCCAAAAUCCGGAGACUGAACCGGAGAAAGAGGAAGAUGGUCUUUUCGAUUGGGAACAACGCCCAAGAGCCAGAAGACGAUGAUUCCUGUAAAUACUUAAUAAAAGAAGAUUUAAAUGGUAAAAUAUUUGUACGUGAGGCAGUUAGUAGUAAAUUCGCCCACUAGAUGUCAGCAGUGGCGAAUGGUGGGUGCUGAUUUCGUUUCUUGUUUUUGCGCGUGGCCUUACUUGUAUGGUAUCUUAUUGUUGCAUAAGAUGAGUAUUUUAAAAUAAAUAAUAUUUUUAAGCAUUAAACUGAACCAUUACUUGCUUAAGGGCCCACGUUCUGUGCAUUAGAAACACUUGUGCACAACUCGACCCCCUAACAAUUCGCCCUACACACGUACGAAACGGAUAGACGUAUCGUUAGCAGUUAUCGAUUUUGCAGUGUGUUUGUGUGUGAGGAUCGUAAAUCGGGUGGGCAUUGUAUUCGGGUGAAGUGACCCUAUCGAGUUUUAACCAAGACUAAUAUCAAAUUUGGCAAAGUUUAGACUCGAGUGCCGUGGCAGAAUUAACUAAACACUAGGUAACCCGCUGGCGGAGGUACACAAGAAAAAAAAAGGUGGAGCUGCUUGUAAUAAUUCCCAUAUUUGCACCGCUC
Centruroides sculpturatus (bark scorpion) is the source of this 2499-nucleotide messenger RNA. RefSeq names its product nibrin-like. The coding region runs from base 112 to 1944 and encodes 610 amino acids. The transcript is spliced from 18 exons. Gene Ontology annotation, molecular function: damaged DNA binding; protein binding. Lineage: Eukaryota; Metazoa; Arthropoda; Arachnida; Scorpiones; Buthidae. Gene Ontology annotation, cellular component: Mre11 complex. The record is from RefSeq and is a predicted model, not a curated record. Gene Ontology annotation, biological process: mitotic G2 DNA damage checkpoint signaling; double-strand break repair via homologous recombination.